Messenger RNA from Tachyglossus aculeatus (Australian echidna), 1077 nucleotides. It is a transcript of the gene TECTB, whose product is annotated as tectorin beta. NCBI's taxonomy places the organism in Eukaryota, Metazoa, Chordata, Mammalia, Monotremata, Tachyglossidae. The transcript is spliced from 10 exons. The coding region runs from base 1 to 987 and encodes 328 amino acids. The record is from RefSeq and is a predicted model, not a curated record. Gene Ontology annotation, cellular component: cell surface.
AUGAUGAUAAGGGCUAUGAUCCUGCUGGCCAUCAUUGCUGAAGUUUUUGCAGGAACAUGCACACCAAAUAAAGCAGAUGUCAUUCUGGUGUUUUGCUAUCCCAAGACGAUUAUCACCAAAAUCCCAGAAUGCCCCUACGGAUGGGAAGUACACCAGUUGGCUCUGGGAGGAGUCUGUUACAAUGGAAUCCAUGAGUCGGGUUACUACCAGUUCACAAUCCCAGAUCUGUCUCCUAAAAACAAGUCCUAUUGUGGAACUCAAUCUGAGUACAAGCCUCCCAUCUACCACUUCUACAGUUCCAUAGUCUCCAAUGACAGCACGGUGAUUGUCAAGAGCCAACCUGUCAACUAUUCUUUUUCCUGUACAUAUCAUUCCACCUACCUAGUGAACCACGCGGCAUUUGAUCAGAGAGUGGCCACUGUGCAUGUGAAAAAUGGGAGCACAGGCUCAUUUGAAAGUCAGUUAUCUCUGAACUUCUACACCAACGCCAAGUUCACCAACAAAAGAGAAGCUCCUUUCGUGGUGGAAACCUCAGAGAUUGGUACAGAUUUGUUCUCUGGAGUGGAAGCAAAAGGGCUAAGCACCAGAUUUAAAGUCGUUCUGAACAGCUGCUGGGCUACUCCGUCAGCGGACUUCAUGUACCCGAUGCAGUGGCAGCUGAUCAGUAAGGGCUGCCCAACAGAUGAGACGGUCCUCGUGCACGAGAAUGGGAAAGACCACCGGGCUACAUUCCAGUUCAAUGCUUUCCGGUUCCAGAACAUCCCCAAGUUGUCGAAGGUCUGGCUGCACUGCGAGACCUUCAUCUGUGAUAGCGAAAGAUUCUCCUGCCCUGUGACAUGUGAUAGAAGGAAACGUUUCCAUGAACAGACUGGGGGAGUGUUAGUUGUGGAAUUCUCCAUCCGCAGUAAGGGAUAUUCAAGUCACUACAGCUUCUCAGACAUUUUCUACCAUCUAAUCUUCAUGCUUGGUAUCUGUGCUAUGUUAUAGAAGCUGACAUGGCUGCAGCGGACCGUUACCCUAAGGCAUUGCUUUCUGAGUUGAUGGCAAUUCACAUUUAUUUUGCUGACAAAAACAGUG